GAUCCUCCGCCCUGUCUUUUCAUCAAAGAAACCCGGAGGUCCAUCAUGAACGGGAUUUCUGCUGAUUCCAAACAGGGGUUUGAUACCGAUGUUUUGGGCUUUACGGGGACGGGGGAAUCACCUACUCUUGCUGGAAAGUCUGGAGGCAAAAACCGUGGAAGAAGAGGGAAGAAAAGUAAAGAACAACCAAGAAUAUCAACGAUUUCCACCAUCUCGACUGGAUCUAUCGUCAAAAUUCAAGAUGGCGCGUCGUGUAUUGGAAGUAGUUCAAUAUCCAAUUUGGUUCCUGUGCAACUGGGAAAUGUCCCCGAUCCACCCGUCCUGUCGAUCCCCGACACAGCCGCUGAUAACGAGACUAUAUCAAGACUUUUGGGCGGCCAGGGAGCUGCGCUUUUGGAAUUGGGAAGCUCGGAUUGCGUGAAUAUUGACUUUAUCCAAGAUAAUGUGGAUUACUCGGAAGAAACCGGCGUUGAAGCCAUGCAAUCGCAGAGUUCGACUUCCCCUACGACCGAGGGGGUGAGCGGUACCCGCAAUGAAACGCAGCCGGAACCCUCGGCACCGUCAGCGUCCGUUCCGAUAGCGAUAGACAUCGCCAGUGGGAAUGGAUGGAGUCUUCCUGCCACCGACACCCCCGUCUCCGAGUCCACGGUCGCUAAGCAAUCCAAGGGCAGGGCGAAGAAGAAGAAGUCCACUCAGUCAAAACUACCAACCUCUGCUCUCGAUUUAAGCAUGAAGCAUCAGAAACUCUCAAAUACUUCAGUGCAUGGCAACUUAGGUCAAGAAAUUAGAAUGGCAAAUUCAAUUUCAAAGAAAAAAGCCGUCCAACUCGCUCAAGAUCCUCGACCAGCCAAGACAUCAGGCUCAGUUUCCAGUUCUCUAAAACAAGGGAAGUCAUCAAGUUCAGUUGAAUAUCCACCGAUCAUUCCACCCGAUGCUGAAUUCACUGACCCAACUGGAGACAGUCUGCUGUUGAACAUUGCACAAGUUAACAAAGCUGUGUCGGGAUCUGAAGAAGGAGAGAGUGAUGAGCAAAGCCGGGAUGCAGGAGAUGACGCAACUGCGCCUCAGCCUCCCAACCCCCUCAUGUACAUCAUAACUAGUCGCGACAAGACAACAGGGAUGACCCAGCGAUUCCGCGUGACGGUUGAUCCCGAAUCAGUUAUGUACAUUCCCGUUAUGGACAUAAGCGACGAAGCAACAACAGGCGAACAAACCACAAGUGACGAUGUCCCACUCGACUUCAUGUCAGUUGAUCGAGCCAAAUCGGAUUCAGCAGAAGGGGCAAUAGUGGAUACGGUCCCUGUGGACGUGGACAAUGCGAUUCGAGAUGCGCUCCUCUGUAAUCAUAAUGUGACGUCCAUUCCGACGGUGAUUGCCAAGGAGGAUUUGGGUGCGAUCACAGGAGACAUGAUCACUUCAGCACUGAUGCUACAGGGAAAACCUGAUGUGAAUGCAGAUGCUGAACCUCCAAAAGGUGAUGAAGACAAGAUGGAGCUGGAGAAUGAAGAUGCUGUAAAUGAGCAAACUGCUGAAAAAACUUGGACCAAGAAAACACCACAGAGGAAGAAAGAAGCACAGGAGACGAUAAAGUGUGAUCACCCUGGAUGUGGAGAGACUAUUGUUGGCAAGUCUAAGUAUAGGAUUCAUAAACUGGGUCAUAACGAUGACAGACCCCAUAAGUGUCCACAUGAGAACUGUGGCUGGACAUUCCCUUCACCAUACAAGUUGAGGAGGCAUCUGUCAGGUCAUAGCGGUGCUAAACCGUUCGUGUGUGGCAUGGAAAAUUGCGGGAGGCAAUUCUCAACCAUCUACAACUUGAAGAUGCACCUGAACUCUCACUUCCGUCAGACCGUGGAGGUCUGUGAUUACGAGGGCUGCGGGAAGGUCUUCAACUCGGCACCACUCCUCAAGAUUCACAAACGAAAACACUUUGAAGAACAAAGACUCAAGUGUGAGUAUCCCGGCUGCACCAAGACUUUCACCACUUCCAGUGCGUUGGGUUCACACCAGAGGGUUCAUGUCAAAGACGCUACUGACUACCCCUGCCCGUUUGAAGGGUGUACCAAGGUCUAUGACAAGGCGUGCAGACUCAAGCUUCACAUGCGUUCACACACGGGGGAAAGACCGUUCAAGUGCACGUUUGAGGGUUGUGAUUGGGCGUUCACGUGCAUUCAGAAGCUGACCCGUCAUAUAGUACGCCACACUGGGGAGAGGAAAUACCGGUGUAAGUUUGAAGGAUGUCAGAAACUCUUCACCAGGCUAGAACAUCUCAAAUCACAUGAGGUCUUCCACAGCGGACAGAAACCAUUCGCUUGCAAGGAAGAAGGUUGUAAUGCGAGGUUUGCUGCCCGUAGCUCACUAUACAUGCAUCAGAAAAGACACCAGCAAGCCAAACCAAUGAGGGAGAAGCUUCUCUUUAGCUGCCCACUGGAUGGGUGUGACAUGAGCUUCGCAAGCAAGCUUGGACUAAAAAAUCACAUAGUCAAGGGACAUGGUGUCCCUCUACCGUUUACAGGAGGUGCAGGUGACUUUGAACUGAUAGGAUUAGGCAACGAUCAACUCCAUGCUUCUACAACGGCACCCAGCUCUACAGCUGCUGCAGCUACCCCAGAGAGCACAGAGCCGGCCAUAGCCUCUAUGUCCCUUCCUACCAUCCCAACAUCGCUCAUGAACACGUCUCUUCUACAGUCAACGAUGAUCCCUCCUUCAUCAGCCAGUAUACCGUUGAGUUCACUGACAAGUAGCCGAGACGAAGCAGCUUCCAUCCUAGCUUCCGGUCUCCUCAACAACCAAGUUUUCUUGCCCAAGAACACUGCCCUCAACCUCUCGACACCCUCAUCCGCCAACGUUACCAAAGACGCAGAAAUAGAUAGCAUCCCAGCCUCCUCCGCUCCAUUCCUUCUCUCAUCCUUCCCUGUACUUAGCGCCCAGUCAGGGGUGCACUUAUUACCCUCUUCGAUGACCACGCCCAUCCACUCACUCAUCCCGACGACUCUAUCUUCCCAACCAUCUCCUAUCAUUCUUACAUCAUCGUCACUGACGUCGGCAACAUCUCAGGCAAAGUCGGUUGGGGUGUCUGCUCCGCCUACCACAACCACCAGCACGACGCCCAAGGUUUAUCUUGAGAACCGGAGCGGGUCUGCUAGGACAGACUAUCGAGCAGUCACUGCCAAACACCCCUUACCGGCGGAUGCAUUCGAACGUUUGAAGAAAACAGCUGAAGAUCUUGAAGCUGAGUUGCUAUCCCAGAGUGAUUCCAGUCAGUCUAGCGACGGGUCUGUACAAGCUACUUUCAUCCCUCUCAACAUGAUGACCAGUGCAUCCCUGACUCUCCGUGAUCCUACGACUGGUACAAGAUACAUACAAACACAACUCCUACAGGAUGACCCCCCGGACAUGCCUGACAUGGGCUUCCCGCUGUCGUCACAUGACUCGGCCGACCAAUCACCUCUCGACGCUGCCCUCUCGGUGUCGGACAUGCUCGUGGAGGGCGCGAGUGAUCCUGCCUCCGACACGGACUUCAUAACGAGCGACGGCGUUAUACCAGGGGUAAUGGUCUCCGGUUUUAGGGAGAGCACUAUCAAUUUACAAGAUUUAGAAUGAAGAUGUGUUUAGUCAGUGUCAGUUGGGUGUCAUGCAGAAAUUUAACAGCAACUGGAUAUGAAUUAUACAUGGUC
Lytechinus variegatus (green sea urchin) is the source of this 3677-nucleotide messenger RNA. Its product is annotated as zinc finger protein ZXDC-like. The record is from RefSeq and is a predicted model, not a curated record. The transcript is spliced from 13 exons. NCBI's taxonomy places the organism in Eukaryota, Metazoa, Echinodermata, Echinoidea, Temnopleuroida, Toxopneustidae. Gene Ontology annotation, molecular function: transcription coregulator activity. Gene Ontology annotation, biological process: regulation of transcription by RNA polymerase II. Gene Ontology annotation, cellular component: nucleus. Bases 46 to 3603 code for a protein of 1185 amino acids.